Messenger RNA from Cryptotermes secundus, 3490 nucleotides. RefSeq lists its product as uncharacterized. The record is from RefSeq and is a predicted model, not a curated record. Lineage: Eukaryota; Metazoa; Arthropoda; Insecta; Blattodea; Kalotermitidae. Bases 627 to 3479 code for a protein of 950 amino acids. Gene Ontology annotation, biological process: regulation of DNA-templated transcription. Gene Ontology annotation, molecular function: transcription coregulator activity. Gene Ontology annotation, cellular component: nucleus. The transcript is spliced from 10 exons.
GUCACGGUCGUCACGGUUAAUCAUUUCUCUGCUUAAUUAGUCCUUGGCCAACUGUGCGGUAGUGAACUGUGGCGUCUGUAUCCCGUCACAAAGGAGGCCGUGAGCGCCAUGAGAACCGUGAGCUUAGUGGAUUAAUGUUAUUUCCUGAAGCCGUUUAUGCGUUAUGAGCGUUAUGAUUAUGUGGUGUUAAUGUUCAACUUUAGUACGUUGUUAUGGUUGUUGGCCGAUUUGAAUCUGGUUUUCGUGAAAUUUGAAUAAUUAGUUUAUGUUUAAACAGUGUAUGUUUGACUACAUACCAAAUUUGUGUCAUAUAAAUGGGGUUAGUUGCUCGUCGAAUGGAACUUCUUGUCGGAUAGAAAGAAAGCCGGGUUAAUGGAACAACAAAUAAAGAAAUUAAAUGGUAUACAUUAUCAUUCUGGUGAAACAGUAAGACUGGAGAUUACAUUUAAUAAUUAUGUGAAUUGAAUAAAUGAUGCUUCAGAAAUGGCCAAAACUGAAAGUUGUAAUAAUGGAUGUUGAAUAUGGAACAUUAAUGGUGUAUAAGGCAUUAACUAGCAGGAAGUAGAUUAUUUUCAAAAUCAUAUGGCUUGUGAAAUAAUGAACCAGUAAUAAAAAUUGGAUCAAGCAUGUUGCCUAGUAUGCCUUUAAUUUCUACACCGUAUAAAGAACUUCAAAAUGUGUUAGAAAUGGAAAUCUCACCAGAGUCUAGAUCCCCACAUCACCGUUCAUCUUCUAUGCCACCACAGUCUCAGGAAGUUCUUACUAUAACACAAAGUUGCCUUGGUCUUGAAGUUAAUCAUGAGAAGGAAGGCCAGGGUCACAACACAUCCAAAGCUUUAGACUUGAGUGCAACAGCAAAUAUUUCUUCAAAGAAGUCAUCACCAUUAAAACAUGUUACACCAAUCCUUAAGAAAUACAACACUCAUCGCAAAGGAAAAGGAACCAAAAAGCUUUCUUUAAUUAGCAAAGGAGCCAUUAGUGAUCAGCUACAACUGCAGCAAGGUACUGAGAAACAGUUUCUGCAUCCCAUCGCACCAAGACCUGUAAAGGCCAUGCUUUCAUCAUCACAGCAAGAUCAGCAGAAUGGGAACCCACGCUUAGAUCAAGUUAUGCAGAAACAUGUGGAUGAGGAUGUGAUGGACACGAGGGAAGAUAUGCCUUGUGUGAAUGAAAUAACAAACAGAACACAAGGUGGACAUGAAGAAAAUGAAGGAACUAGUCAUGAUGAGAAGAUAUCAGAAGAGAAGGAUGUGUCAGCAGGACAGAAGGACUGUGAAGAUGAGUUGUCUUUUCUUAUGUCAGCGAGCACAACUAUACGACCAUCAAAAGGACGUACUACAAAUGUUAUGAAGAAGAAAUCGAAACAGUUGAGGGAUAUGGAAUCAACUUUAACAUUGUUAAGACCAGACAACUCUGCUGUUAAAGAGGAAAAGUCAUAUGGUUUUGCACAGGCAUACUUCUUGAAAGUGAAAGAAAGACUUGAAGGGACAGAACUGUAUCAAGAAUUCCUUAACAUUAUGAAUGAAUUUGGUACAAGUAUAUUGGAUGUUUCUGAUUUAUACAAGAAAAUAACUGCACUACUGAAACAGCACCCUGACCUCUGUGAAGAGUUUGUGGCUUUCCUUCUUCCAGAGCAAGCCAUGCAGUGUGGCAAGUUUAUGGAAUAUCUCAUGAUAACUAAAAUGAGAGAUUUCUUUCGGAAGUUAGAGAUUUACUAUGAGAAGCAGCCACAACAAAUGCAGAAAAUCUAUACAAAUCUCUCUGAGUUGAGUAAUGAAGUCAAUGUGUCAGUUGGAGAUGUCCGUAAUGCUAUUCUUCCUUUGCUAAAAGGCAACUCUCUUUUAAUUGAAAACUUCUUGGCUUUAUUGCCAUAUGAAAGACCUCCAGAGAGUCUGAUGCCAGAAUUUGAAGAAAUGGAUCUAGGAGAUGUUGAUAAUGAGCAGUUGAGUGAGGAAGAUCUAUUUGAAACACUGGUUGUACCAGACCAACAAGAUGCAUAUGGUGGUGAUAACUGCGCCUGCACCUGUCACAGCUCUCGUGAUGACAAGUAUCGCAACCGUAUUGCACAUUGCAUGUCUUGUGGCACCAGGUUUAUUCAUGGGAAAGUAUAUCUGCAGACAGGGAGAGGCCUGCGACCUGCAAAAGUUGUAUUUGAUGCUGAGGGUAACAGUGAUAGCAUCAACAGGUUAUCGGCCAAAAGUAAACCCAAAGCACGAAAUCGAAGGAGAGCACUAAGUCUUGUUGAAGCUGCAGGUGGUAGUAAGGACAAUUCUCCAGUGAAACAUACUAACCAGACUGGCGAUGCACGUAGUGAAGUGAUUGAACAUGGAGGAGUUAAUAACCCAACAUAUAAAUCAAACAUAAAGUCCUCAUCUCCAAAGCAUGUUCGUACAGCUAAAACAAAAUCUUCUGGAUCCACUCUUAAAGGACGUGAAAAAGCAAAUGUUGUGAAUACAGUUAGUACUUCUAAAGCCUUCAGUAACGAAGAGAAAGAGUCUUCAGGUGACACAGAAGAACAGAAACAGUCUGGUUCUGCUUGUUGCAACAGACUCAACUGUGAUAAGCAGAUUGUUCUCUCUACAAAACCUGUGGUAUUGCUACAUAAUAUUAGCAGUUCAUUUCAUAGUAUUUCCAUGCCUAAAACAUCAUAUAGAAACAGCAAUAGUGUACCAUCCCCUACUCUGGAUGACAGGGCAGCUACAGCUGUCACUGAUCCUGUUACUGUUAGCUCUGUUCCAAAUGCUGAAUUACAUAAUGCCAGUAACACAGUACUGCCCAUCCCUGCUGUUAGCAUGGAUGGGCCCAACCUAGUCUCUCCAGCUGUCGAUAUUAUUUCUAGUAGUCAAGAUAUGUCAUCACCUGAAGCAGCAUAUGAUGAAAGUGCUAUUUUGCCUCCAGACACAGCAGCUGUAGAUUCAAGUAUCAAAGACUUCGGCACACUAUCACAUGUUAUUCAUGGGGGGAAAGAUGCCACUUUUGACUUUGGGGAUAAAAAUCGGUUGUUGAGUAAUGUAGAAAAAUCUGGCAGUCCAACUGGUGAAACUCGUGAAUCAGUGUCUUGUGAAGAUGGUUAUAUUUCCAGAGAAGUGACCCAGAUUUUGGAACAUAGCAACUUUAGUGAUAUGGAGGUUGUUGCUUGUGAUGUAACAAUGAAUGAUGUGACCAUGUCGGAACAUGAAGAUGAGGAAUCAGCAUUAGAAAGUGUGGAGACACAGCAGGAAGAUGAAUUUGAUAGAUCACAGCAGACACAUUGUAACAGUGAUUCCACUUCAGGUUCGUGGACCAGAGAAGAAGAUAAGAUCAUACUUCAGAUGUUUCAGCUGGACUGUAGUAUGGAUCAGACUUUCAUAAAAAUCAGCGAACAGCUUCCUCUCCGCACUUUGGAUGAGAUAAGAAGCAGGUUUCAAGUUCUCAUGGCACUGUUGCAACAGAUGACUGGAGCAAAGAUGGAAGAAGAUUCGAACAGCUCUGGUCAGUAGAAAACAUACAG